This is a messenger RNA of Ylistrum balloti, 1365 nucleotides long. Its product is annotated as muscarinic acetylcholine receptor M2-like. NCBI's taxonomy places the organism in Eukaryota, Metazoa, Mollusca, Bivalvia, Pectinida, Pectinidae. Gene Ontology annotation, cellular component: membrane. Bases 1 to 1365 code for a protein of 454 amino acids. The record is from RefSeq and is a predicted model, not a curated record. Gene Ontology annotation, biological process: G protein-coupled receptor signaling pathway. The transcript has a single exon. Gene Ontology annotation, molecular function: G protein-coupled receptor activity.
AUGGUUACCAGUGAACCCGACGUUGAACACGAAUUUCGUUCUCGGUACGAACACUAUAUACUUUCAUCAAAAGUGAUCAUAGUUGUUUGUGAUGUAGUCAUGGCAUUAACAAUCAUUGUAGGACUGGUAGGAAAUGUUUGUAUAUGUGUGUGUAUAUGGAAAAAUAAACACCUCCGGACGUACAUCAACAUUAAUUUGGUGAGUUCCUGUGUUGCUAACAUAAUUGGGUGCACCUGCCUGCUUCCAAUUCGAAUACAGCUAUACACAGGCUAUACCAUGUUUUCCUCUGUUCAGAUUAUGUGCGGAAUCGGAACAUUCUUCCGAACAUUUGUGGAUACCAUGCAGUUUUUUAUGCUUGCUAUGGCUAGUUUUGAACGUUACCAGGCCGUUGCUAAUCCAUUCAAAAAAGUAGGUCUUCGAAAAAGGUCGACAGUUUUAGUAAUAACAUCAUGGACGUUUGCAGUGUCUUUAGGUGUCUUCUCGGCAAUAAUGUUCAUCGAUAGUUCUCUUUAUGUUCCUUGUUAUUUUUUAGACGGUGCUCCUAAUUGGACGGAAUAUGACCAGUAUUUGAUAUUUCCUCUAGGUAUGACGUUACUGUGUGUGAUUAUAGUAUUUUAUGCUCUAAUCCUAAAAACUCUGUUCAAACAUUCUGUAAAGAUGUCCCGGCAUAAAAAUAAAAGAAAGGUCGCACCGGAUCAACUUAAUAUAAACAGCGAAAACGCCAGCGUGUCAUUUGUAGGAAAUAAUAAUAUGAAAGGAAGUACAGGCAGCUCUCAGAUGUUCAACGUGUCGUCACAAAAUGGGAGCGAUCAGAAAGAUUCAACGGAUUCAAAAAAUCCGACACCUACCUCAAUGACAUUAAAUGUUCCAGGGAAAAGCAACACAAACACUAAUAGAACAAAGGAAACUACUGUGCAUGAUCAAAUGUCAACAUCUAAAGCAAUAAGUACGUCUUCGUCCUUACAGGACAGUACAAUACAAGUUGUGGAAAUGGAUGGUACCGUGAAAAUGGCAAAACGCAACGACGAGACCGUCGUGGGCGCUGUGUGUCUUAUGAACAAUAAGAACAGAGAAAAUGGACGUAGAAGAGUGGAAUUAAAAGCUUCAAAGAAAAUCGCCAUUUUAUUUGGAACAUUUACAUGCUGUUUCAUUCCACUUCCCGUUUACGUUGUUAGUAAAAGCAUAACUGGUAACAUAGUGCUUUCAUAUUCCAUGUUUUGUAUAUUAGUAGCAUUAGCUACACUUGGCAGUUCCGUAAUAGCAAUAAAUCCUGUUCUUUAUGCGCUUCUCAAUCGCCCACUUAACUCAGCAAUGAAGCGUCUGCUUCACUUUGAUCGAAUUAUCUGUCAGUGGAAAGCGUCGUAA